GAGUUCAGUCUGCUUCCUAUUUUCAUUUAUCAUCUCCAGUUUGUCAACAUGAGAAUUCACAGAUUUCUGUCUCUUCUGGUGGCUUUCGUGAUGUUUUCAAGAGCGAACGCUUUCUUCGGUUACGUUGAGGUUCAGUGCCUCUACACGUCAACCAGAGAUGUCAUCUACAUGGAAAAGUUGUACAUCAAUAAGUUGCUCAUGGCCGAAUACAACAGCACUUUGGGAAACUACACUGGAUACACCGCGAAAAUGAAGGACCUCACAGACGAAGCCAACAAAGUCAAAAAAUUCAAGGAACGAGCAAAGAAGAAUUUGGACGAAUGCAAAUCCAACAUCCCACUGGUGUUUGAUGCGCUCACAAAACCAGUUGAACCUACUGUGAAGCUGAAGUUAGUGGAUGUAGCAGAUAGCAGACAUCCCAGCAUGCUUGUCUGCAGCGCUUAUGGUUUCUAUCCCAAACUCAUCCGAGUGUCGUGGCUGAGAGACGGAAAAGAGACCACAACUGAUGUGACGUCCACCGAGGAGCUGUCCAACGGGAACUGGCUCUAUCAGAUCCACUCCUACCUGGAGUUUACACCCAAACCUGGAGAGAAAAUCAGCUGCAGGGUGGAGCACGCCAGCUUGAUGGAGCCCAAACUUUAUGACUGGGAGCCAGUUGUUGAGGCAGAGAGGAAUAAGUAUGCUGUUGGAAGUGCAGGGCUGCUGUUGGGUUUGUUGUUUUUCAUCACUGGGCUGAUUUUCUACAAGAAGAACUCAACAGGUGAGAGACAGAACAAAUUAUACCCUCCCCAGUCGGACUCACCAGAUGUGGACUUAAAUUAUAAGUUUAGCAUUUCUGAUACACAUUUCAUGCCACUUUCUGCUCCUCUUACACCACCUUUAUGUGACUAGUUUCAAAACUGCUGACAACAACCUCUGAGCAGCGACCUUGAACCUGUAAAUGGAACGUUUUGAUAAGGAUUUGACAGAAAACCAGUCCUGCAUGGGUUAUUGCUGAGUCCUAACGUGCAAAUGUUAAACUCUGUUUUGCUGGGGUACCAUCACUGCAUCCUGGGUUUAGCUCCACCCCCAAAGCAACUGUGAUUGGUUCAAAAGAAUCCAAACACUCCAGAGUUUUCUUAUAAUCUCUGACAGAACGAUGCUGUGUAGUCAGAUUGUUCUCCAGCGCUGAUGUUGCAUGUCUGCAAGUACGAAAUUGUCCAAUUUGUUUUUAUUAAUUUUUUUGUAAUUUGACCAAGACCUCUCCAUGUGCAUCCCAAAAUCUAAAUCCCCCGUGGCAAUGAUGCUAUAAUGGCAAACUCUGUCAUUGUAAACAAAUUUACCUUUAAAAAAAACUUUCAACUACUCUAUAUCAAUCUAAAAUGAAGACGGAUUCAGCAAACGAAGGUUUCUAGGGUAACGAGUCCCAUCUGAAAUAUGAUUACAGUUUUUUUGUCUCUUUUUUGAGGUUUUAAAGACCAAAUUAUUGUGUCCCGAAAUGAAAAAUGUGUGAG
Messenger RNA from Acanthochromis polyacanthus (spiny chromis), 1493 nucleotides. RefSeq names its product rano class II histocompatibility antigen, A beta chain-like. Gene Ontology annotation, biological process: positive regulation of T cell activation; antigen processing and presentation of exogenous peptide antigen via MHC class II; immune response. Gene Ontology annotation, molecular function: MHC class II protein complex binding. Bases 49 to 891 code for a protein of 280 amino acids. The record is from RefSeq and is a predicted model, not a curated record. NCBI's taxonomy places the organism in Eukaryota, Metazoa, Chordata, Actinopteri, Pomacentridae. The transcript has 4 exons. Gene Ontology annotation, cellular component: membrane; MHC class II protein complex.